Messenger RNA from Scomber japonicus (chub mackerel), 1065 nucleotides. RefSeq names its product copper metabolism (Murr1) domain containing 1 (gene commd1). The coding region runs from base 2 to 571 and encodes 189 amino acids. Lineage: Eukaryota; Metazoa; Chordata; Actinopteri; Scombriformes; Scombridae. The record is from RefSeq and is a predicted model, not a curated record. Gene Ontology annotation, cellular component: endosome. The transcript has 3 exons. Gene Ontology annotation, biological process: regulation of proteasomal ubiquitin-dependent protein catabolic process; negative regulation of sodium ion transmembrane transport; negative regulation of protein localization to cell surface.
CAUGGCGGAUGUAGAGGCAACCAAGUCUCUGAGCGGUUUGCUAAGUGGAAUAGCUCAGAAAGUUUAUUACAACAAUACAGAAAUCACAGAGGAGCUGCUGAAGCACGAGCUGUACCCGGAACUGCCUCAAGAUGAGUUCAAGGCUCUGCACCAGAAGAUGAAAGGCCUGCUGAAGUCCAUCGCCACAGCAGACAUGGACCACGCUCAGCUGGAGGCUUUCCUCACCGCUCAGACCAGGAAGCAGGGAGGUGGAGUGACGGCAGAACAGGCAGCCGCUCUCUCCCGCUUCUGGAAGAGCCAGCGUGUCCGUGUGAGGGAGAGCUUGCUGGCUCAGAGCCGCUGGGAGCCCGGCCUCAGGGGCCUCUCCUGGAGGGUCGACCUGCAGACGGCCGGCAGCAGGGGAGACGCGGUUCACAGCGGACCGGUCGCUCUGAUGGAGCUGGAGCUGGGCCGAGCCGGACAGGACUCAGAGUUCGUGUGUCUGGAGUUUGACGAGGCCAAAGUCAACCAGGUGCUGAAGAAGAUGGCGGACAUCCAGGAGAGCAUCGACAGAAUUGUUCACCGCACCUAAAACUUGUGUGAGACUUUUAUCUCAGACAGCAGAGAGACAAUGAGGUGUGGCUGAAAGAUGACCAUCCUCCACACGACUCCUACUAUCUCUGUUUCAUUGUGUUUAACAGACAUGGGAGUUGUUCAGACCUGUAAGAGUCAGACUGGAUCCAACAUGGCCUCCACACCUGCUACACACUCAGAAAGGAAGAUAUGACCUGCCAUCUGUUGUGUUCAUGUUUGAUCCUGAAGGGUCUGACUUGUUGAUGGACCAAAAGAUCAUUGCUUUCUUGACCUGUUUUGAUUCAAAUUGCAGCACUGAUUCACUGUGUUUGUGUUUUUAUAUCAUGUUUUCCAUUUGAGGUCCACCCCUGAUAGGAUGGAGGUUGCUCUCUGGCCAUAGUGAUAAAAAAGAUAAAAACAUACAGCAGCUGUGGUCCUCUGAAAGAAGGGAAGGGUGGAGUCACUGAAGAGGACCUAAGGACGCCCUGAAAGUUCAAUACAAUGUGUAAAAAA